This is a messenger RNA of Python bivittatus (Burmese python), 525 nucleotides long. The record is from RefSeq and is a predicted model, not a curated record. NCBI's taxonomy places the organism in Eukaryota, Metazoa, Chordata, Lepidosauria, Squamata, Pythonidae.
AUGAAGGUAAGCACUGCUGACUACGAGAUCUGACUGGAAAGGCACCCAAAGGCAACUAGCAGCUUCCAGCCAUUUAGGAUCCAGGCACCACUCUCCAAUUCUCCAAGCAUCAGGUCAACCUGUUCCAUGGCGUUCCCACCUUUCCCCGUGGUUAGGCAGCCCGUGGCCAUCACCAGAUGCUGCCAGUCUCCAUACCGCGAUUGGAAAACCGACCUGUUUGACUGCUGUGCCGACAAAUCCAUUUGCAUCUGCGGCAUCUGCGUUCCCUGCCUCGCCUGCAAAGUGGGGGCAGAGUAUGGUGAAUGCUGCUGCAUCCCAUUCUUCCCCGGGGCUCUGGUGGCCAUGCGGACAGGCCUGCGAGAACAGCUGCGCAUCAAGGUACCAUCUGUUUCCCGGAGAUCGUGCGCCGAGGGGCUCUCUGGCAGCUGGGGCUGCAGCUUUAUCAGGGGAGAUUUUGAGCUAAGAGGACUCGGCAGAACAAAGGCGGAGAAGCAAAUGGCACGAGAGCUGAAGAGCCCGUGUUAA